GGAGUGUCUUUCUCCACCGCUCGAUGGCGGCAUGUUCCAGCAUGCUCUCCUGUCAAGCACAGGAAAUAACAAGAAACGAAUCAUGGGCCCCUCGGCGAUCUCCCUGAUUACUCUCGAUUGACACGCUCGUUUUCACACUUACAUUUUCGCGAAUGUGAUCGACGAUGGCAGUUCACGCGUGCUCUACAUACGGGACACCCGUCGAGCGUUCAUCCGGUCAUUUUGUACUAAACAGUGGAUAAUUAUGUCAACGUAACACACGCCCGCUCCUUCUGUUUGUGACAUUAAUCAAGCUACCCUCGGACGGAAUGAGUUCCAGCGCUCUUACUGCGAGAGCGGAGGAAUACUUUCACAGCAUAAAUCCCAUAGCACGGAGGAUCGGCGAGGACAUAACCGCCACGAAAGAGGCCUACGAGGGACUAUGGAGCACCCUGAGCACAGCGGAGCGCAAUCAAGCCAUCAACGAGACGAUAAUUCAGCCCGAGGUAGCCUUGAAGUACACCUUGAAGAAGGUCGAGUUGACCAAGGAGUUACCUGAAUGGUAUCCGAAGCUGCGCAUACAAACCGGAAUGAAAUAUGUCAUAGACGAAACCGGCUCCACACUGCGAUGGCGAGACGAGCACUCCGCGCCGUUUUCAUUCAUGACUCAAUCGCAGAUGAAUCUCAGUCUGGUCGACUCCAGCGAGGACGCAAAGUCCAGAUCGAUGAGGACCCACUUUGGAGAAUCGCCGCUUUUUUCUAGCCCCGCGAUGGCGCAAAGAAACAACUGUUCGCUAAGCGAUAGCUACAGUUCCGCGCAUCAAGUCAGUUGUUAUCCGUCGGACUGUUACGCCAGCAGUCUGUUCGAGAACGACCAGUGCGACGACUUGCUGACGAGCGGAAUCGGCAGCGAGCCUUCCGACAGCAUAUUUGCUAAACUGAUCAAUAAGACCUCCUUGUUGAAGUUACAAGGCGACAUCGAGGACGAUAUGGAGAGCUUGGUGAGGGACUCCGACACGGACAAGAGUCAAUCGAAUACUCUGGUGGUGACGUCGCGAACGAAAUCGAGCGACAUAAACGAGUCGACCGCUCUGCUGGAGACACCCAGCUCCUACAGCAGCUUCCAGUCGUCCCAACUGAAUCAGGAAGAGGAAGAGAGAAGUAUACCAAAGACUGGAUUCGAGUUUCUUGAUAAUUGGUAAACUCGCUUCGUUGUAGAAGAGAGAUUCAAUUUUUUUUUAAAUCUUGUAUUACACAUAAAAGAUACUCCUAUAAUAUUCUAAAAGUAUGUAGCCGUAGCGAUAUUUAAUUACUCUACUGCUACAUGUCGUAUAAAAAUGUGCAUGCGUGUGUGUAAAAGGCAGAGUAUAUUUAUACGUGAAAAGAGACGGACAAUAUUUUUUACCGCGUAGUCUUUGAUAAGACUUUUUAUAUCUACAUUUUGUAAUGUCUUAUUUGUACUGUACUACUGGGGUACUACCAUCUACAAUCUACACGACAGGCUAGUUCAGAGAGUUAAGUAGUGAAGACUGAAAAAGAAUAAUUUCCAAAGAUAGGUCCUAAAAAGAUUUAAUUUUACUUAGAUCUCGAUAAACUGUAUCGUGUAUCCUUUGGAUAUCGAACAACGUAGCUAGUUCAGAUUUGUUACCAUACCCUUUUUUAUACCAUUGUAUUUUAUAGUAUAAAAAAAUAUAUAUAUAAUAAGUGCUUACGAACAGAUAGAUAUGCUUAGCGCAUUUCGCAAGUAUCUGGUCACUAUUUACAAGCAAUAAUUUGAAAAGAUUUAUGCAAACUGUCUUGUCGAUUAUAUAUCAAUAUAUGUGUAUCACAUGAA
Molecule: messenger RNA, 1813 nt
Organism: Vollenhovia emeryi
Lineage: Eukaryota; Metazoa; Arthropoda; Insecta; Hymenoptera; Formicidae
Exons: 3
Coding region: 309-1181 (290 amino acids)
Source: RefSeq, a predicted model, not a curated record